AUGCUCACGGUAGUGAAACGCUUUGGCAUUGGUUGGCGUGAGCCCUUUGAGAGUGUGUUGGUUUCCGUGCAAGUCUUGAGCUUCGACGUGGCGAUGUUUUCAGUGAGCUGCGUGACUCAACCUGGUCCGGUAGGGCUCUUCACCUUGCGCGCGUUGAUGAUCCCCAUGCUGGCGUUCGUUGCUCUGGUCGUGCACAUUUGCUACCUUUUAUUCACUCGCUCAAAGACCUUCCAGAUGAGCAAUUUGCUGAGGACCAUCGGAUCGAUUGUUUUGGUCAUUUUCAUCAUCCUUUUCUCAAUGCUCUUGGCGCCUUACCAAUGCAAUGAACAUCCCAACGGCAAAAUGACCUUGAAGCGCUACAAGACCGUCUUCUGUAACGGAGCGGAUGACCAUUUGGCAAUGAUCCUGAUUGGCGGUUUCGCUUGCUUGAUGCCAAUCAUAUUCCUAGUCGUUGUCACUUGGACCGUCAUGCUGGAGCUGCCCCGACGGAUGGCAAGGUCCGAUACUCAGUUUUUGGCUGCUUGCGGUUUCCUCAUCAAGCGCUUUCGGCCGGGCAUGGAGAUGGCCUCAGUUUUCUUCUUGAUCAGAAACGCCUGCGUGGCCUUGUGCCCACUAGUCUCCGACACGCCUGGGCAGCUGCUGAUGAUGAGCAUCAUUUUGUAUGUGAACUCCAUGAUGGUGGCCUUCUUCCAGCCAUGGCGCUUCCUGAUCUGCAAUCUUCUGGACAACGUGCUCCUGGGUGGAAUGAUGGUGAUUCUGAACCUGGGCUCUGUCGCGGUGCAAGAGUCAGUUCCAGAAGAGACAAGCACGGUUGCGGUGCUUUUCUUGGUGCUUAUGGGCUUCUGCAUCUUGGGAACUAUUUGCCACGGCGCCUACAAGCACCUUCAACAGAAAUACCGCAAGCAGUUCCGGUACUUCCUGUGUCACCAGAAGAAUGCUGCAGGUUCAAUGGCAAGGCUCUUGAAGAUGGAGAUAGAGAAGCGUUUGCCUGGGACCAAGACGUUCAUCGACUCUGACGAUCUGACCGACCUCACACGGCUGUUCAGCUAUGUGGGGCAGGAUACGCAAAACUUCUUGGUGCUGUGCAGCCCCGACAUCCUCACGCGCCAGUGGUGUGUGGGAGAAAUGGUCACUGCCAGAGCCAACGGAGUCAACACCAUGCUGCUCACAUGGCCACGCUUCCUUCUUCCGGACGAGAGCUUCAUCGCGAAAUAUCCCAUGAUGGUUCCAGACAUCACCGAGCUCACGAAGUACGGCAUCGGCCUGGGCGAUGUGCAAGACUCCUUCCGAUGGCUUGCCACGGUGCCACAACAGUCACUGCCCGAGCAAAUCUCCCCGACCUCGACCCACUUUAUGGUCUCGAGCCUGGUGUCAUUUGGACAGAGCAGGCACAGCAAGAAUCAGAGUCGGGGCACCUAUCAGUCGGAGUUUGAUACCAACUUCCCCGUGCUGGUGGAUCCUGGAAACUCGGAAGCAGUGGCUGCAGCUAUGGUGCUUGCCAGCCUGUUGAAGCCUGCACUCUUGGGCACGAAUUUGCCCCUUCCCUUCAUCCAACUCGGCGGUGUCAAGGUCCCGCAGGAAGCCACGCGCUCCUUGUUGAUUUGCAGCAGUGGAUGCUUCAAAUCAGAGCAGCUUCAGACCUGGCUUUUGCAAGCCUCACGCCUGCCAAAAUGCUGCAUGAUUCCAGUGAUCACGCAGGACGCCUUCGAAAUGCCUUCCGGAGCCUUCUUCAUGGAACUGCAAACCACGUCGAAGUUGACAGAUGGCGAGUUUCCUGCCAAAUUUGGUGUGAAAGUGAUCAAGGCGUUGUUCCAAGAGAUUGCUGUAGUCUUCACGCCAGAGAGCUAUGCGUCCACCCAUCAGGAUUUGCAACUCCGCGCCAAGCAGGCAGCUUCUAGGCUCAUCGCCAACCUUCAGCCCUUGGAACAGAAAGUCUCCAAAUUGCAGUCCAGGUUCGGAGAACAAUCUUCUGUGGAAGAAAUCUGGCGAGCCAGGAGCAGUAUGAUGGUGACCAAAGGCAGCGAAGAGCCAGAAGAUUGCAACAAGGAGUUGACACCAACCGAGUACUCCGAUGGAGCCUACUUUCCUCGGGACGUGGUCAGCGAGGCUUUGUGA
Durusdinium trenchii is the source of this 2115-nucleotide messenger RNA. NCBI's taxonomy places the organism in Eukaryota, Dinophyceae, Suessiales, Symbiodiniaceae. The record is from the annotation of a GenBank genome assembly.